Benincasa hispida (wax gourd) is the source of this 612-nucleotide messenger RNA. RefSeq names its product nucleolar RNA-binding Nop10p family protein (gene NOP10). Gene Ontology annotation, molecular function: snoRNA binding; telomerase RNA binding. Gene Ontology annotation, cellular component: box H/ACA snoRNP complex. The record is from RefSeq and is a predicted model, not a curated record. Lineage: Eukaryota; Viridiplantae; Streptophyta; Magnoliopsida; Cucurbitales; Cucurbitaceae. Gene Ontology annotation, biological process: positive regulation of telomerase RNA localization to Cajal body; ribosome biogenesis; snRNA pseudouridine synthesis.
GUUUCCAUUCUUCAUUUGAGCACCCGCCCUUGGUCCCUCUCUCCCAUCGCCCUCGCCGUUCGUCUAGUGCUGCACCACCGCCGGACGUCCUGCACCAACUUCUCCGUCCCGCCGCCGUUCGUCUUUUGCCGCACCUCUGUUCGUCUCUUGCCGCACCCCUGUUGAGUGUUUAACAACGAUGUAUCUUCAGUUUUACAUCAACGACAAUGGUGAUAAAGUAUACACCACGAAGAAGGAAACACCUCUAGGUUUGGCCACACAAUCUGCUCAUCCAGCUCGUUUCUCCCCCGAUGACAAAUACUCGAGGCAGAGAGUUCUUCUUAAGAAGCGAUUUGGCUUGCUACCUACACAGCAGCCACCUCCAAAGUACUGAACUUGUCAACGCAUUCUGAAAUCAACUCUAUGGCACUACUCAAGUGUUUGUUUCCCAAUUCCCCACCUAUAGAGUAGAUAGUGACUCGGUUAAACUUUGAUAGAUAGUUUUGCCUUUUUCUCUAUGGCUUGUAAUGGAGCUGUAAAGCACAAUUCACUGUUGAACCUUUCUUUAAGCUUGUCAUCUGCUUUAUAAGUAAUGAACUUUAUUUUACUGAAAGCAAACUUAUCUACUUUGAA